UGUUUUUUAUUCGAAUUUGAUCCUUGAUCGAUGUUUGUUUGUUUAAUUGCUGGCUUCAGCAAGUCUUUUUUUAAUUAAGAGGAGGGCGGCAAGUGGUAUUGAUAUGUCGAGGAAGCAUUGUGUGAUACGAUAAGUGUGUUUUAUGUAAUAGCACCGUGUUGUUUAGUUAUACUUUUUUUUUUUGAAAGAUAAGGUGUAGACUUGAUCCCCCCCACCAAAGGUUAUUGAUAAACACUAAUUAAUUACUGAUUUUAUAUAAAUUAAUUACUGAAAUACUGACCAAACACACACACACACACACACACACACACACACACACACGUGCCUAUCUUAUCUUUUUAUCCUUGGAUUAUUUUUUUAAAGUGAUAGUAAUCUGUUAUUACUAUUUAAAUUUGUUUCAUUGUCGAUGAUAAGAUUUUGAAGAAACUAGAUUUAAUUAAUUCGAAUUAAAUUAAACUUCAUCAAAUAUUUCGCCUGUAAUAUCAAAAACAGUAAGUUUUGUUGCCUUGGCAAUUUAUUUCGUCUUCGCCAGGUUGUGAUAUUUUUGUAAACAUCAGCGAAUAACCAAUGUUUGCAAUUAAAACAGAAUUUUUCGUAUGAAAGAAGACAGACUUCUUCGUAAGAAUUAAUUUUCUUCGCUACCCUUAUAACAUUAAUUUAUUGGCAUUCGUUCGGUAUUGGUCUACAUAUAUUCCGCGAGAGGAAAACCACUUUAUUCACCCUCUUCAACUUAGCCUCCAAGGAAAGUUGUUUGGAUGAAUGAUGCCGUGUACUAAUAUCGGAAGGCUGCCAAUUUAUUUGUGAUUUAUUUGUAACUGUGGCUAGUUUUAUUGGUUUUAUUGCACGGGUUGAAUAUGUUUAAGGCACUAAGAUUUUCUUUUAAAACUUUGACACGGCGGAAGGAAGUUGUAAAAUUAGUACAAGACAUAGGGUUGGAAGUGACAUCGUAUCGUUGCUAGGGCUCGUCAUAUUGAACAUGCCGACGUAUAAAUUUACAGCAAUGAAGAAGAAGUCAAAUAUAGUUAAGACGAAGGGUGGAGACGGAAGUGUCCAGCCGACAUUAUUCCAGACUUGGGGUGCGAAAAGUACCGUCUCGACAUCGAAUUUCAGCAAUGGUGUAUCUACCGUCGAUAAUAUUACGAUAGUCAGUGACGACGAAGAUGACAUUUUGGUACAAGCGUUGGAAUCUAGUCAAGGUAGGACGACAUCGCCACCCGGAAACACGACGCAUUCAGCUGGCGGUGCUCCCGACAGCGGUGGAGAGAUCGAUUUGGAAAGUAUUCCUGAUUUGCCAGGCUUUAACAAGUUUGCCGGUUGCGUUUGGAUCUACCCGACUAACUACCCCGUUCGACAGUACCAGUUUGACAUCGCGAAGGAAGCUCUGUUCACGAACACGUUGGUAGUCUUACCAACAGGUCUAGGAAAGACGUUUAUCGCUGCCGUCGUCAUGUUCAACUUCUACCGUUGGUACUCCUCUGCAAAGGUUGUUUUCAUGGCACCAACUAAACCGUUAGUGGCUCAACAAAUUGAAGCUUGUUAUAACAUCAUGGGAAUUCCACAAGACGACAUGUCUGAAAUGACAGGUAAAAUGUUGCCAGCAUUACGCAAACGAAUGUGGAAAGAGAAGCGAGUAAUAUUCCUCACUCCCCAGGUAUUGGUGAACGAUUUGACUCGUGGCACUUGUGAGCCGGAAUCAAUCAAGUGUGUCGUUGUGGAUGAAGCCCACAAGUCUUUGGGCAACCAUGCCUACUGUCAGGUUAUGCGAGAACUUGUGAAGAAGACCAGGGAUUUCCGAGUGUUGGCGUUGAGUGCGACUCCAGGCAAUAAUUUAAAGAUGGUGCAAGAGGUGUUGACAAAUCUGUUGAUUUCCCAUGUGGCCAUAAGAAUGGAGGAGAGUCCUGAUGUGAAGAUCUACUCAAACGAGCGUAAAGUCGAAAAGAUUGUCGUGCCCCUGGGAUCAGAAAUUGAUGCGAUCGAUAAGAAAUAUGUUGAGGUCCUGGAAUCAGUGAUGCACCGGUUGAUGUGUCGAAAGUUGCUCUACCGAGUCACUGCUCAAACUGUGUCCAAGUUUACUGUACUCAAGGCUCGGGAUGCUUUCAGACAGAAACCUCCUCAAAACCUCUCGCCCAGCAUGAUGGGGAGUAUUGAGGGAGACUUUGGUCUGUUAAUAAGUCUUUGCCAUGGCCACGAGUUGCUACAGCUCCACGGUCUACGUUCCUUCUACCAGUAUAUAGCCAAUAUGAUGGACACCGGCAGUGGCAGGUCACGACAGGAGCUUUUCAAGAAUCCAGCAUUUGUUGAGAUUUACGAACAACUUCAGAAAGAAUAUGGAGGACAGAAUAUAUCUUUCACCCAAAUGUCAACACAGCAGAAGGCCGUUCCCUAUGUCCUUGGUCAUCCCAAGUUAGAAAAGUUGUUGGAAAUUGUGGUCAGUCAUUUCAAGAAUUUCCAAAAAGAGAAUGAUAACCUGGAGACCCGUGUGAUGAUUUUCUCUCAGUACCGAAACAGCGUGACUGACAUUGCUGAUAUGUUGAAACGAGAGCGACCCCUAAUUAAAGCAAUGAGUUUCAUUGGUCAGUCUGUUGGCAAGAACACGAAGGGAUUCACGCAAAAGGAACAAAUUAAGGUGAUGAAAGAGUUCCGAGAGGGGGGUUAUAACACCUUGAUUGCGACAUGCAUUGGAGAAGAAGGUCUGGACAUUGGAGAUGUGGACCUUAUAAUAUGCUUCGACACAUGCAAAAGCCCCGUUCGUUUUGUCCAAAGAAUGGGGAGAACAGGACGGAAGCGAGAUGGAAAAAUCAUAAUGCUGAUCACGAAAGGCAAAGAAGAGCAAAUGUACAACCAAGCUCGCUAUCAAUGGAAUAGUCUCAAUAAGUCUCUCAGCAACAAACGUGGACAACUGGUCUUUUAUAAUCACCAACCGAUCAUCUUUCCAGAAGGUUUGGUGCCUCGCUGUCACAAAACCAAUAUUGUUGUCAAAGAGUCAUUCCAGAGUAUACACGGUCCAAAGGAGAAGAAACUGAAGAAAUCAUCCCUGAAGAAGCAGAAGACAACAAGGUCCAAGAAAGGCAACCAAGAUAUAUCUUUGUUUACGUCGCCCGUUGUACCUAUGGUGGACACUUACCUUCAGCCAACGACAAGUGCUGCAAGCCGAGUACAGUUGGUUAACGAGCCUGGGAGGGACCGAAUGUACUCUUUACUUAGUAGCAGUAGUGAUGACAAUGACGAUGGUAACUGCGAGCGUCCGGAUCUGAAUGUCACAAACUUCAAAAGCAAAGAGAAAUUGUGUGGCAAGAAAACCUCAAAAACUUCCGGGAAGGACUCGAAGACAGCGGAGAAAACGAAGAAGAAAAGUAAGAAGGUUGUUGGUAAGAGUAAAAAUCAGAUUGAGAAGAUAUCAACGGAGUCGAAAGAGAAGAAAAAGAAGAAUAAGAAUAAGAAGAAGAAAGAAUCAUUCUCUGGUGAUGAAAUAUUAAAUGAUGAGGCUGCUGUUAGUAGCAGCCCUCGUUUUGGAAUUAGUUCUUUAUUAAACAAGCACAAUCCUGAGUAUUGUUCUGAAUCUGUCUCAGACGUGUUACUGAGCAAGGAAGCAAAUUCUGAGAUUUCUAAGGAAGCAUUAGGUAACACCAACCAUUCCCUACCAGACAUGCCAUUAUCCCCCAUCAUUUCAUCAAAUGUGCAAGGUUCAUUAUUGCAGACGAGCAAGGCUGAGAAAUCUUUACAUGGCAGUAUGGUACCGGUGGCUCCUGUCUUUGAGGCUAUUCCUAAAUUAAUCGACGAUUUUCAAAACGUCCUGUCUUCACAAUCACCAGAUUUGGACUUAGGACACCUUACAAAGAAAUGGGAUAAUGAAUUUGAAGGACUAAAGUCUUUAAGGGCAUCUGAUACGGCGGCAGAAACUCCACUUAAGGGACCAUUGGCAAUUUCUAAAAAUGUUAGUCGUAAACGAAAACUGGAAGGUGAUGAUGAUGUUGAUGAAGAUGUUAUGACUGAGUCUGAGAGAAUUGAAAAUAUUUCUGUUUUUGCACCAAAUAUAUCUGAGGAAAUGGCUGAGAAAACGGUAAAAUCAGACAAGCUUAAAAUAUCAGAGGAGAACACCUCAAAGUCAACAGCAAAAUGUCACUUGAGUACUUUAAGCUUUUGUGACAAAGACUUUUUCUCGGACUCAAGUCUUUUUCUAGAUGACGAUUUUGAUGAUUUUGAUGGAGUGGUCAAACUCUUGUCACCACAGCUGACCAAUGCGACCAACACAAAAAUCAGAACAAGCAACUCAAGAAACGCAAGUAGACUGUCCAACAGCAGCAACAGAACUAAUCGUGCGGACACAAGUGGACCCUCCAAUGUAAUCAGCAAAAUUAGUCCAAGCAAUACAACUGCGUCGUCCAACAGGAGCAGCACAACAAGUCCAGUAGACACAAACAACACAGGCAUCACAACAGGGACAACUAGACCUGUGGACACAAGCAUCACAAAUAGUCCGUCCAAUACAAACAGCACGAGCUACACAACUAUUUCUGCCAACACAAACAUCACAACUAGACCAAAUGACAAAAACAGCACAAGCAUCACAACUAUUUCUACCAACACAAGCAUCACAACUGUGCCUUCCAACACAAACAUCACAACUAGACCAAGUGACAAAAACAGCACAAGCAUCACAACUGUUUCUGCCAACAUAAACAACACAAGUGUGAAGCCGAAUUGGGUGUUCAGACAUCAGGAACCUAUCAACAAGCAGGCUAAUGCUGACAAUAAAGUUCCUGCCAAUGAGAAGAAGCUGAAUCCAGAUCCACCUUUGAGUGUUUCAAAACUGCCAACCUCCAAGAGUUCUUUGGAAUUAUGCGAAGACAACGGUGGGGAAUUGGUCGAUGAUGGAAUUUAUUUUGAUUUAAGUGCGGAUAUGUUCUCUGAUUUUGAUGAUGAUCUCAGUAAGGGAAAGAAUGACAGCAACAACAGCAACAAGCCAAGAACAUCAAGGAGCUUCCUAAAUGAUGACCGGAAUCAAUGUAUAAGAGAAGCACCAUUUUCUGGUAAAGAAACUGGCCCCUCCAAAAGGGUUUCUGGAGAUGGAGGAAUAAACUCCACUCUGGGAUGUAAACUCUCUUCACUUAUUAAUUCUAACAUGACUAUCAAAGAUUCUUCGAUAAGCAAUAAAAUUCCUGAAGACUCUCUCAACUUUGACCUUGAAUUCGACAGUGAGGACGACAACCUGUUUAAGUCAACAGACAACACUGGUCAGCAGAGUGAUUUGGUCCUAGAAGACAACGAUGUCCCUGAAUUCAGUCUUGAAUUUGACUUUGACGAUGGCAGUCCACUAACGGUAAACGAGUCGUGUUCUCCACAGGGGAACCAAUCAGAGACAGUAUUUGGCAUCAACAUGAACACCACAAACAACAGCAGAUCACAGUCUGAAGAGAGGAGUCAAAGCAGAAGUGGUAGUAAGACCAUUCCAUUCCUAAACUACUCUAUUAACUCGUCACAAAUGGUUGAGACAAUGGUUAACGAAGGAAAAGAAGGAAAGAACUCUGGACAUCUGAAGCUACCCUCAUUAACUGUUGCAGAGUCACCAUUUCAGUGCGCCUCUAGUAGGAGCAGUAUGUCAUAUGGAUCAAAUGGAAAUGUGACCCCACAGUUAUGUGGAAAGGUGACCCCAGGGCUCUAUGGAAAGGUGACCCCAGGGCCCUCUGGAAAGGUGACGCCAAAACCUCUUCAACAGCUCAAUUCUUAUUCCAAUUCCUUACAUGGUUCUGUGAAAAGCUGUCCCACCACUAACACUACUACUACUACUACUACUACUACUGCAAAUAAUGAUGAUGAUGUUGUUCAUGAUGACAAUGAUAUGAUUAUUCUUGAUGAUGAUGAUGAUGAUGAGGUUAUCAUCAAGCCUAAGAGGAGAGAUGUUAUUUUCUCUCCGUCCUCCGAUGGCUCCACACCAAGGUCAGAGGUGAAAGGUUCUGUGAAAAGCUGUCCCACCACCAACACUACUACUACUACUGCAAAUAAUGAUGAUGAUGUUGUUCAUGAUGACAAUGAUAUGAUUAUUCUUGAUGAUGAUGAUGAUGAUGAGGUUAUCAUCAAGCCUAAGAGGAGAGAUGUUAUUUUCUCUCCGUCCUCCGAUGGCUCCACACCAAGGUCAGAGGUGAAAGGUCGCCGUGGUACCAAUCCUUCAGCCACUGGGCUGCUUUCCAGUGAUUUAGACUCACCUGUGACAAUAAAUAGAGUUGAGAAUAAGAAGAGAUUUACAGGGAAAAAACGUAGAGUCAUUGAAGAUGAGUCAAAUGAGUCUGACUUUGAAAAUGAUUUCGAAGCACGUCUGUCAAAACCUGGGUUGAACAGCAAAAGAUCAACUCCGAAACCUGUUGUGGUAUCUCAAUCAAAGAGGAGGAAGAUACAAAGGAAAAAUGUCAAUGGUGGCCGACAAUUUCUUGAUGAGGAAGCAGUGGUAUCUGGAAGUGACUCGGAGUCUUCUAAUGAUGAUGAAAUUGCUAACAAAUUGGAUAAUUAUGAAGGAAGUUUCAUUGAUGACAAUUAUACAAUGGGAAGGUCACAAGUGGAUAUGAGGACUGUUUACUUGAAGUCAGUGAAAAGCCCCUUGCCCAAGCCAAACGCUUAUAAAUUACAAUACAGAUAUCAUGCAACGGAUGUGUUCUCCCAGGAGUCGGAACCUGAUGCUGACUGUUAUGAAGACGACAGCUUCUUGGAUGACAGCAGUGAAAUAUCCACCUACAAUGACACUGCAGCUACUGAAAAUGCCACCCAAGAAAUUGUGUCGAUGGCCAAAAUGGCCAAAAGUAAGGCAAAGGAUUCCAAUAAGAAGAGAAUCAUCCGUCAUUUGCAGUCGACGAGUGAGGAGGAGGAGGAGGAAGAGGAGGGGAAGAGGUUUGCGUUGAGCCUGGAUUUGCAGGAAAAGGGUCCGAAAGCCACGAAGGCUCCAUUGAAGGUAUGUGUCCUUUUAUCACAGAUUGCAGUGAUUUAA
Molecule: messenger RNA, 6976 nt
Organism: Octopus sinensis (East Asian common octopus)
Lineage: Eukaryota; Metazoa; Mollusca; Cephalopoda; Octopoda; Octopodidae
Exons: 20
Coding region: 977-6976 (1999 amino acids)
Biological process (GO): replication fork reversal; interstrand cross-link repair; double-strand break repair via synthesis-dependent strand annealing
Molecular function (GO): ATP binding; four-way junction helicase activity; four-way junction DNA binding
Source: RefSeq, a predicted model, not a curated record